UCCAGCAUCGGUCGACCCCGAAUCCCCGAUAUCAACACCGACAGCCACGAACUACGAACCAAAGCCGCAUGUAAACGAACUGAAAGACUUACUUACAUAUUCAUCCCCCCUCGCGCCCAAGAUUCAACUUGUCCACCUCUUCACCCCCAGCAAAUACCGCCAUCAUGUCGCGCACCACCAUCAGCACCCCCAACGCGCCCCCUCCUCUCCCCCAGUUCGUCCAGGCCGUCUCCUACAACGGCCUCCUCUUCUGCUCGGGCGCCGUCGGCAUCGACCCCAGCACAAAGACCAUGGUCGAGGGCACGGUUCAGGACCGCGCUCGCCAGUGCCUCAGGAACCUCACUGCCGUCCUCGAGGCCGGUGGCAGUGGCCUCGACAAGGUGCUCAAGGUCAACAUCUACCUCACCGACAUGGCCAACUUUGCCGCCUUCAACGCCGUCUGGGAUGAGUUCUUCACCACGGAUCAGAAACCUGCGAGGACGUGUGUCGCUGUGCACCAGCUGCCCCUCGGCACCGAUGUGGAGGUCGAGUGCACGGCCAUCGCUGGCCAGGGGGCAAGACUGUAGAUACGUACUCUAGCCGCUGCAUUCAAGAACAAGAACGUCAAAGCCAUU
Messenger RNA from Emericellopsis atlantica, 614 nucleotides. RefSeq names its product Endoribonuclease L-PSP/chorismate mutase-like protein. The record is from RefSeq and is a predicted model, not a curated record. Gene Ontology annotation, molecular function: deaminase activity. The transcript is spliced from 2 exons. NCBI's taxonomy places the organism in Eukaryota, Fungi, Ascomycota, Sordariomycetes, Hypocreales, Bionectriaceae. Gene Ontology annotation, cellular component: mitochondrion; cytosol. The coding region runs from base 165 to 566 and encodes 133 amino acids.